Molecule: messenger RNA, 354 nt
Organism: Protopolystoma xenopodis
Lineage: Eukaryota; Metazoa; Platyhelminthes; Monogenea; Polystomatidea; Polystomatidae
Source: the annotation of a GenBank genome assembly
AUGCCGCCUGCGCACAGCCAUCUGGACUCCCAACUGGACGCUUAUAUAUCGCGCUUGUCUACUCGUAUUCAUCUGAAACGCCUAGAAAAUCGUUCUGGCCUUAUUCGUGCUCGUCUUGUAGGCGCUGAGCUGGCUACGGGGCAAACUCUCACCUUUCUAGACGCUCAUUGCGAAGUCACUCCAUACUGGCUCGAGGCUCUUUUAGCUGAAAUCCAUCGCAACCGAAGGACAAUUGCAUGUCCUAUAAUAGAUGUUAUUAAUGAGCAUACAUUUGAGUAUAUUCUCGGUGAGUUUUUGGUAGAAGUGCUUAAAUCGUCACGAAAUAUUUUGAUUUUUUUUCAUAAGAAUAGCUGA